This is a messenger RNA of Caenorhabditis elegans, 279 nucleotides long. RefSeq names its product Small integral membrane protein 26 (gene T09A5.15). The record is from RefSeq and is marked reviewed. NCBI's taxonomy places the organism in Eukaryota, Metazoa, Nematoda, Chromadorea, Rhabditida, Rhabditidae. The coding region runs from base 1 to 279 and encodes 92 amino acids. The transcript has a single exon.
AUGCGCGUUCCUGAAGGAGCCCCUGUUCCGUUUUGGUUGUCAGUCAAGAAUCGUCUUCCCAAAUGGGCCAAAGUUAAUCGGCCAACACUCGGAUCCAUGGCAGUUGUAGCUACUGCACUUGUUACAUGUUGUGCUGUAGCUGCUGUAACGCUUUAUCCAAAAUAUCAUCAUGAUUAUUAUAAAAACGCACAAAAAGAGGAACGGGCCUUACUUCGAUCAUCUCGAGAACAACAAGCUGGUCCUCAAAAUGUCUGGAUCGAUCCAUUCGAACGAAAAUAA